This is a messenger RNA of Brassica napus (rape), 1620 nucleotides long. RefSeq names its product protein FD-like. Gene Ontology annotation, cellular component: nucleus. Gene Ontology annotation, molecular function: DNA-binding transcription factor activity. Gene Ontology annotation, biological process: positive regulation of DNA-templated transcription. The record is from RefSeq and is a predicted model, not a curated record. The transcript is spliced from 3 exons. The coding region runs from base 546 to 1316 and encodes 256 amino acids. Lineage: Eukaryota; Viridiplantae; Streptophyta; Magnoliopsida; Brassicales; Brassicaceae.
AAUUUCGAAUACCUAGAUAGAGCAUAAUAGAAAGCCAAUGUUCUCAUGGUUUUAACUUUUAAAAUAUGUAAGUUUUUAUAAUAUGCAAUUGUGAUUAGAAGAAGAAGAAUAAAGCAAGAAAGAAAUAAGUAAACACUUGAAAGUUGAACGUGAUUCAAAAGGACGUGAUCUUUAAAAAAGUGAGAUUAAACAAAAGUUUUAAUUAUUUGCCUGUUUUUUUCAAGCAUCUCUUCCCCACCCACUCUUUACAUUAAGGAUCAUGACAAUAGUUUACUAACUUCACUAUGAAAUUAUCAACAUUUUUAUCUUUAUAAAAAAUCUUCAAAAUUACAUCAAAACUUUAGUUAUAUGGUUAUGUAAUUUUUCUUCCUCGUUUAACAUUUUUUUUUGUUUGAAUAGUUCCCAUCUCGCUGUCUCUUCUUCUAGACCCCAACCAUCAUUCCAGAAAUGACUGGUGAAAGUCAAGAAGCUCUCUAGUCUCUUUCUCUCUCUCCAAGACAAUUAACACCAAAGCCUAAAGUUGUGUUUAUUAGUUCUCUUUUCCUAUGUUUUCAUCAGCAAAGCAUCAAAGAAACCACAGAGUCUCUGCUCCAAACAAGAACAAGAUUCUCAACAAAGUUCCUUCCAUUUCAUCCUCAUCAUCUCCUUCACACUCUCAAGUCACCAUGGAAGAAGUUUGGAAAGACAUAAACCUUGCUUCCAUUCACCACCUUAACCACCACAGCCAACAUCCACAACACAACCAUGAGCCAAGGUUCAGGAGCCAUAACCAAAACCCUAACUCCAUCUUCCAAGAUUUUCUCAACAGACCUUUAAACCAGGAACCAACCAUACCCACAAGCCUCAGUGGCGAUACCACCACCGUCACUGCUCUCUUCAGCAGCUCUCCUUUGGCACCUCCUGCAACUGUUCUGAGCUUGAAUUCCAGUGCCUGCUUCGAGUUUCUUGAUAACCAAGAUCCUCUUGUUACCCCUAACUCCAAUCUGCAUAGCCACAAUCACCUCACAAACGUUUGUGCAUUGGACACCCCUUUUGAGGCUCUGGUUACAUCCACUUCUUUUGGUAAGAAAAGAGGCCAAGAGUCUAAUGAAGGUUCAGGGAAUAGAAGACAUAAGCGUAUGAUCAAGAACAGAGAAUCUGCGGCUCGUUCCAGAGCUAGGAAACAGGCUUAUACAAACGAGUUAGAGCUUAAACUUGCUCACCUGAAAGCAGAAAAUGCAAGACUCAAGAGACAACAAGAUCAGUUAAAAAUGGUGGCAGCAAAUCAGCAACCCAAAAAGAACACACUUCAAAGGUCGUCCACAGCUCCAUUUUGAGAAAUCUACAUGUCCUUUAUUUCUCUUUUGGGGAUUUGAGAGUCUUUCAUGAAGAAGUGAAAAAAUGGAAAAAGUUUAUUAGCUAUAAGUAACUAAGGUAUUUUUGUAAACCUAAGAUAUUGCAGGGGAAAGAACUUGGUAAAAAAAACAGAAAGAGGAAAGGAUCUUUGUCUUUCUAUUUCCUAAGGCACAGGAACACCUGUCUUGGGCCUCUUUCCUCUUGUUCUGUCAUUUUCUUAUGCACUAACUUGUAUUUUUGUAGUAAUGCUACUUCCUCUUCUAAUGUUAGUUUGAAUUUUUUACA